AUGGCCCAAGGCGAGAUCAAGAGAAAGGCAGCGCCGACUGCCACCAGAGCGAAGCCUACCAAGGGCCAGAAAGUCAAGAAGCCGAAGUCAACCAAGGCCGACAAGCUGCAGAAGAAGUACACUUCGGGCAUGGUCGCCAAAACCGAAGCCCUGCUGGGUGAACGCGCCGGACACCUGGAACUGAUCGGGAAAGGCAAGAAGGCCAAGAAGGAUGAAAAGCACAAGGGUGGUUCGAAGAAGUUUGGUUGA
Messenger RNA from Diaporthe batatas, 249 nucleotides. RefSeq lists its product as uncharacterized. The record is from RefSeq and is a predicted model, not a curated record. The coding region runs from base 1 to 249 and encodes 82 amino acids. NCBI's taxonomy places the organism in Eukaryota, Fungi, Ascomycota, Sordariomycetes, Diaporthales, Diaporthaceae. The transcript has a single exon.